Messenger RNA from Seminavis robusta, 342 nucleotides. The record is from the annotation of a GenBank genome assembly. Lineage: Eukaryota; Bacillariophyta; Bacillariophyceae; Naviculales; Naviculaceae.
AUGAUCAAGCAACUGAUUCUCCUCCUCGCCUUGGUGCAAACCACAGUGGCGUUUGUGGUUCCAGUUCCCGCGGUGGUGGAUAUGGCAACCGUACAACAGCAGCAGCAACAACCAAUGAUGGGAUCGUCUCAGCAGCUGCAACAAGGCGUGCAAAACUACCUCCAGGACAAUACUUUUUCGUCGACCUCGGUGACCCUGUCUCUGGAAGAACGCAGACCUCCCACCGCGGAGGAGAUUGCUGCCAAGAAACGCAAUUUCAAUUUCUGGUUCUGGGGCGGUGGUUUUGUGGCACCCUUUCUGGCUACGUUCUACUAUUUUGGCUUCAAAUUCUGGGAGAAAUAG